Messenger RNA from Pomacea canaliculata, 10623 nucleotides. Its product is annotated as afadin-like. The record is from RefSeq and is a predicted model, not a curated record. Gene Ontology annotation, molecular function: cell adhesion molecule binding. Lineage: Eukaryota; Metazoa; Mollusca; Gastropoda; Architaenioglossa; Ampullariidae. Bases 215 to 7165 code for a protein of 2316 amino acids. Gene Ontology annotation, biological process: regulation of protein localization; signal transduction. The transcript has 27 exons. Gene Ontology annotation, cellular component: adherens junction.
GCGCCGAGCGUCUCUCAGGUCGGGGGACGCAGACGAGACUCACAACACUUCUGUACGUGAACACAUGCAGUGAACAGCAAGUUUUUCCUGUGCGGACCGACUUUCAGCAGGGGCUGGAGUAUUUUCGCCUGUGUCUGUGAUGUGAUUCAGAGGAUAUUUUCCCUUUUUGUAGGAGUACACCUGAGCAGGGAGGAGAGCGUGUGGUAGUUGUACAAUGGCUAGACAGUCUCCUGAGCGCGAGCGACUGACCCAACUGAUUAACCAGUGGAAUGUGGACCACUACGAACUGUUUGAACUCAGCAAACCCAACGAGGAUUUAGAGUUCCAUGGUGUCGUGCGGUUCUACUUUCAAGGUGGGGAUGGAGCUAACGUCAUUACAAAGUGUGUUCGUGUAUCGAGCACUGCCACUACUAAAGAUGUCAUUGAAACACUCAUUGAAAAGUUUCGUCCUGACAUGCGGAUGCUCACUCAGAAUAAAUAUGCUUUGUAUGAGGUCCAUGUAAAUGGAGAAGAAAGACGCCUGGCAGACUUGGAGAAACCUUUGUGGGUGCAGCUUAACUGGGGCAAGGAUGUGCGUGAAGGCCGAUUUCUGUUAAAAAAUGAGAAUGAGGAAACUGUCAGAGAUAGAACAAAACUAGGAUUUCCACCAAAGGAAGAGACCAAUCCCAACUUCAAACGAAAACUGUCUAAGCGAGAGAAAAAAGAGAAGAAGAAGCGAGAUCAGGAACUAGCAAAGCAGGAUGAUUCGAUGGCAGGUAAACUGUACAGUGAGGCACCAGAGUCCAGCUUCACUCGCAGCAUCUCCAACCCAGAAGCUGUUAUGCGACGCCGGCGUCAGCAGAAACUGGAAAAAAAAUUGGCACAGAUGCAGAGUCGAGAGGGUGGACCAGAUUCUGGGGGCACGCUGAAGAUCUAUGGCGGGUCGUUGCGGCCUGAUGUCCCCUACAAGACGCUGCUGCUGUCGACGGCCGACACGACCCUGGCGGUGGUGCGCGAGGCCAUGGAGAAGUACGGCCUGGAGAAGGAGGACCCGGAGGAGUACUGCCUGGUGGAGGUAUUGUUGCCUCCUGGUAGUCGUGAGUAUCAUGGAGACAGUGCUGGUGAUGAAAGGGUUUUAGAUGACAGCGAAUGUCCUCUGGCCAUAGUUAUGCAGCAUCCUGAAAACAGAGGACAUGUCAUCUUUCAGCUGCGUCGUCGGAAAGAAAAUCAGAAGCAGCGAAGUAAAAGUCGUCCAAGAGCUGUUUCUCAUGAUGAUCUGCGCAAAACCCAUGAGCACAGUGUGACUCAGGUGGAUAAACUCCCUUAUCUUGUCGAGCUCAACCCUCGGGAUGGAAAACCUAGAAAACAUCUCCUACCACUCAAUGUGACCGAAGUUGGAAGAGACAAGCCAAGGAACCCUGGCAACCAAGUUUUGCAGCUGCAAGGGCCUGACAUUCAGCCUCGCCAUUGUGUGAUUGCCCACACAGAAGGCAUAGUUACUAUAACACCCUCCACACGAAAUUCAGAAAUUUUUAUAGACCAGCGACCAGUCUAUGAGACAACAAUGCUGCGGCAUGGCAUGACAGUGCAGUUUGGAAGAAAUCACUUAUACAGAUUCGUUGAUCCACGCAUUGAAGAGGUAUCUAAACAACCUGUACCAGCACCACGUAGCUUACCUCCUCAGGAAACAAAUUUUGACUUGGACGGCCAUGUUGAAACAGUGUCUUCACAGCAAGGGCCACGACAGAAUAAAUCCCAGGCUCCACAAAGAGAUGCUCUUCAAGGAAGGGCUCCAACAACACAGUUCCCAUCUGCCAAUGGCCACGAGAAUCCACCAGAUCUUCUUCCAGCCUCGUUGGAAUACCGUCUUGAAGCUGAAGACAGACUGCUUCAAGCAACAAUUCUAGAAGUCAACAGCAGGGCCGUGCAGUUUAAGCUUGCACCGACAUACACCUUAUACAUGGCUGUUCGCCGUCUGUGGGCUGCUCGAACUCAGCUGGGCAUUGCACCGCACAAUCAUUCACAGAUGGUCUCGGAUUUUGUUAGGAAAACAUCAAAGUUUAUUCAGCAGGCUAUUCAGGAGCACCACAAUAAUCCAACCGCCUUGGCUUUCUGGAUGGCAAAUGCAUCGGAAGUCCUACAUUUCUUCAAGCAAGAUGCAGAUAUUCAGGUUUACAGCUCAGACUCCCAGGAACUUUUAGCAGAAGCCGUGCAAAUGGCAUUUCAUCACCUGGUCAGAUGUCUGCAGGGAGAUCUUCAGCGUGUGAUGCCAGCCUUUCUGAACCCUUCCAGUGUUGUUGAUGAUGAAAAUGCUCCUCCUGAUCCUUACGCUCAUGGCAGUCCAGUUCUCACGGAUGUCCUCAACACACUGUCUGCUGCUAUGACUUUACUGCGACGCUGCCGUGUUAAUGCAGCACUGACCAUACAGCUGUUUUCGCAACUCUUCCAUUUCAUCAAUAUGUGGCUCUUCAACAUCCUUGUCAUGGAGCCCCAGCUACGUCUGUGCACCAGAGCCUGGGGCCUGCGCCUCAAACGACGACUGGGACGCGUGGAGGCCUGGGCUGAGAAACAGGGCCUGGAGUUAGCUGCUGAUUGCCAUCUUUGUAGAAUUAUUCAGGCUGCACACCUGCUACAGGCACCUAAAGCCACUGCAGAUGACAUCACCAACAUUAGUUCCACAUGCUUCAAGCUGAACUCUCUGCAGUUACGUGCCCUUCUGACACAGUACAUUCCAGAUGCUGGUGAACCACCAGUCUCUCCUGGUUUUGUAGAGCGCGUUGUGGUCAUUGCAGAAAACAUGGCCGAUGAGUUAACAAGGACUGAUGGUAGAGAGGUUCGUUUAGAAGAAGACGCAGAUCUUCACCUGCCUUUCUUGCUGCCAGAGGAUGGUUAUUCAUGUGACACAAUUAGGGGGAUCCCCUCUGGCUUGCCAGAGUUUGUGACUCAGCUGACCAACAUAUGUCACUUGAUUCCAAACCCUAAAGCCAGUGGUAGCUGGACGGUGUACAUGGGCCCUUCACAUCUAGAACUGCCUAGCCCUACCGGAGGCCAGCCGGAGAUAAUGACUGUUUCGUUUAAAAAAGUGAAAGGCAGUAUGGGAUUGAGCAUUGUUGCUGCUGUGGGAGAAGGACUUCAAGAGCGAGGGAUAUACAUUAAGUCUGUUGUGCCAGGUGGCGCUGCUGCUUUGGAUGGACGGCUAAAGGCUGGUGACCAACUUCUGGAGGUUGAUGGCAAAAGUCUUAUUGGACUUUCGCAAGACAAGGCUGCCGAGCUGAUGACUCAGACGGGAGAUGUGGUGACACUCCGUGUGGCUAAACAAGGUGCUAUCUACCAUGGACUGGCAACUCUGCUUAGUGAGCCAUCUCCAGUUACCCAGCGACAUCAAAUGAAGGAUGGACCUGGGGGUGUCACUGGCCCAUCCAUGAUGCGUGGGGAGGAGGGACCACCUCCGUACAUCGACAGACGACAGAAUGGUCCAAGUGAACCUCAGAGGGUCCCACAGAAUCAACAGCGACCUGUACCCCAGCCGCGCAGUCAGGCAGGUCAGGUGAUGCAGACAAACAGAGAUGGUCCAGACCGAUUGCGUUCACCUUCAACAGGCAAUCUUGCCAGUAAUCAGUACUCCCCUCAAGAUCCUGGAAGCUACAACAGACGAGAAAUUGACCCACGCUCAAAGUCCACCUCAAACUUGCAUGUGGACACCUCAUUUGAGCGCACUGAUCUUCACCCCCACAUGCGUGGGGCUGCAUCUGUAGGCAUGCUUCAUCCAUCAGCACAGGGUUAUCCCCAGUACCCACCUGCAGGACAGCGACAUGACAACCUCCACAGUGACUAUGAAAAUCAACCUCAGGGCAAUGCCAGCAGUGGGCCAGGUAGCUAUCACGAGACCAACCAAAAUGUCAAACCAGGCGUCGGAAACAUUGUGCCCAACUCCCAGCAUCUUCAGCCAGGUGGUCACCGGCCAUCAGACCGUUCAUCUGUGUCCUCCAGGACUUCUUCAAAUAGUGCAAGAGACAUGCGACCACAGUCUGCAUAUUAUGAUACCCAGGGGCCUCAUGAUGAUUACAACAGCUUUGGUGCACGACCCAAAUCGGAAGAUGUCUCCAAUAAAUUACGAGAAUGGCAGGAUAAGUAUGACCCACAGGCACAGAUGUAUAGAGAUGUGAAUGGAAAUAACCACAGCCCACCCUAUGUCAACCAGAACCAAGGUUUUCGCAGUAGUGAUGGUCCAGGGCAGAGUGCUGGCCAGAGCAGAGGUCCUUCUCGUGAACUUGACAUGAAUCAAGGUCCUCAGUUUGCCAGUCAUAAUGCAGCCUUGAAACCAUCUGAUUCAGCCAAUCACAGCCCACCAUACACCAACAUUGGGGCCAUGUCUCACAGCCGUGCACAACAGCCAUCAGAACCAAAGUUAACUGCCCAUCAGAGACUUUUUGGAAACCAGGGUGUCACUCAGUCUUCCAGUUCUGGGGCUUCUAAGACAGGUGGUAACAGUCAGCAGCGGCCGCCCAACCUUUAUGAAAACGCAGUGCAGGAGCCUCCCCAGCCUUUCCAGCGACUUCCGAGUGAAAGCGACAAGUCUAAGCCUGUUAUCAUGCCUAAACCAUCUGUGGCAACCAAGAAACCGCAACCUAACUCUCAGCCAUCUGAAGUUUCUUUCAGUGUUACUGACAAUCGCCAAAUACAGCCUGGCUUCUAUGGCAACAGCUCCAGGUCAGGUGCUGGGUCUGGAGGACCUCAGCAGUACCAGCAGGUUGGGUAUCCAGAUCAGCGGGGCCCUACAGACCUCACAGACUCUAGAAACAGAACACAGCAGCAAGAUUUACGAUCACCUCAGCAAGAUCCCAGAUCUCUUCACCAGAAUGAGCCAAGGUCACUGCAGCAGCAGGAUUCCAAAUCGCCCCAGCAACAGGAUCCUCGAUCAUUUAUGCAGGAUCCCAAAACUGUUCAUCUGCAAGACCCCAGGUCCUUUCAGCAGCAAAACCAGUAUGUGUUGCAUCCGCAAGAUCCACGGAUCUUGCAGCAAGAUGCAAGGCUGGGUCCACAAUAUACCAUUGAUCCCAGGCAGGGCUACUCUAUGCAAAAGUUUCCAUCUUUGCGGGGAGAUCCUGGCCCUUACGGCUAUCCCGCAAAUCAGUCUGACCUCCCACCUCCACCCUUGCAUGAUCUCCCACCAGAAUUGCCUCCCCCACCUGUGGAGCAUGAAGAACUGCCUCCACUUCCCCCACCCCCAGUGCAAGAUAUAUAUGAACAACAGCUUCAAGAGGAACAGAGGCGAAUGAUGGAGGCUCUAAGCUCCGACUCGACACUGAUUCAACCCUACGACAGAUUUGGACCACCAGGCAGUGUAGGAGGUAGUGAUAUGCAGCCCCGUCCUCCCUCCACGGUGUACAACCCCUUGCAUCAUGGUAUGCAACAGUCACAAGGGCAAGGCCAGCAAGCACCAAACUAUCAAAAUAUCAACUUUGUCUCGGAGGUACGAGCAAACUCUGGUCCAGCUUCUCAGGUACCCCCACCUAUCCCUCAGCCUUCAAUGGAGCAUAAUGUGUAUGAACAGUAUAACUCGCGUUCUCAGCCCUCCAUUUCUCAGACACAGAGAACAGUGCCAGCAUCUCCUUAUCAGCAGCAACAGACACCUGCCACACAACCACCGCAGUCGUCUUCCCAGACAUCUAGUGGCUACUCCAUGGCCUCAGCCUGGGACAGAGAGGAGAAGGAGAAAGCGCAAGAGCUGCAGGCAGAGGAGCUUUUCCGUGCUCGCGAGGCAGAGAUUGCUGAAUUGGAGUCGCGCAUGAACUUUUUGAGCCAGCCGGAGCUGGAGCGCCUACGGAAGCUGAAGCUGGAGCACGAGUUUCAGCGACGAGUACGAGAGAUUGAUGAGAAGGGUGACUAUGAAGUGGAUGAUGACGACAUGUCAGAGCGACUUUUUACCCGCGAGCGAUUAAUACAGUCUCUGAAAGAUGACCUGGAAAAGUCACAGCAACGGCUGCAGGAACUCAGUCAUCGACAGAUGUUGCAGGAUGCUCAGAAAGAGAAAGAGCGGCUUCAGAGGUUGGAACGAAGGCUGGAAAUGAUGGAGAAAGACAAACUAGAGAUGAAAGAACGGAUGGAAAAACGGUCUCAGCGUCGAGUUCGUGACCACCAAGAAUUGCUCCGACAACAGAGGGAAGCAAGGGAGAAGCAGCGACAGAAUUACGAAGAACAGAAAAAACUGCUGAUGAUGGAAGAAGAAAAAAUGAGACUUCAGCGAGAGGAGGAAGUGGCCAAACGACGACAAAUGGAGCGAGAGAGGAUGCAGGAGCUUCAGAUUGCCCGUGAUAAUGAGGAGGCCAGACAGCGGGCAGAGGUUCGACGCCAGAAAGAUGAUUACAUCACACAGCAGAUGUUACAGCAGCAACAACAACGCCAGGAGCAGAACCGUGAAAUUCGUGUGGCUGAUGAGCGGCGGCGACUUGAGUCUUUUGGUGGUGGAGGAGGAGGUGUAGGAGUGGCCACCAACAAUGGUGUGUCCACAUUGACUAACAACAACACUCAUCUCAAUAACGGUGUUGGUGCUGGAAACAGACCUGCUACAUCAGGCUUGGGUUACCAGCAGUACAUGAACUUACCACCAUCACAGGCUCAGACUUUAGAGAAGGAAAACCUUGCCCCCCCACCACCAGAGCGCAGGUCUUCAUACAAUAUGUCUGUAACCCGCAACAGCUCUGACUACACCAGUCUACCUUUUCCACAGGCUCCAGCCCAGCAGCCACUACAACAGCAGCAAAACCCAAAUCCUGCACCAGCCAAAAAGUCUGUUUCUUUUAACACCAGCAUGAAUACUUAUCAGGAGCGAACACCAUCACACUCUUUUUCAUCUGAUCACAAUUUCUCACCAGUAGACCAGGUUUCGGAAGAAUCAAAUGAAGUUUUCCAAUCUCCACUCAAAAGACACACACCAGCACCACAAGUUCGACAGGAAAGUACACCCAACGUGAUAGGUUCCCAGGAGGUUUACCGCGAUCCUCGGUCUCGAAUUGAAGCAGAAAAAGCCCAUCUGAAUCCAAACAAAAGACCAGUCAAUGAGCGGAUGUCUUUUAGAGACAAGAUGAAGUAUUUUGCACAAGAGGCAGGAGAAGAUAUGCCCAAGAACAAACCCAAGGCAUCCAAGACUUUGCGCAACAUCGAAUCUCAGUUGAACGGACAGUAGGCAUGUUCAUUGUUUUAGGUGAAAGCAUUUUGGCAUUGACACAAUUUCAGGUGAUGUGUGGUGUGCAUCAGCAUUUAUUUGUUGAUGGCAUAUUCACUGUGCAGAAUGGCCUUCUCUGGACAAAGAAAUUCGGCUUGUAUGUGAGGUGAUAAUGGUGAUGUAGUGAAAGCAGUCUGUGGUGUGUUGAUGUCUUGGGUGAUGGUAAUAUCCAUGGUGGUAUGUGAUGAUAUGGAUGAGGUGUUGGCAAGCAGCGUUUUCCUGGUGAAUGUCAGGUGUGAUUUAUGCAACUAGUUUGUUUUCAAUAGUUACAUUGGUUAUUCAUGAAAAUAGGUCAAACAAUUUUUUUAUUAUGAUAAUUGAGUAUGUGGGUUGUUGAUCUAGCAUUCUGGGCAAGUCUUUAAAUUUAGACCUUUUUUUCAUAUCAAAGAAAAAUUUUGAUAAAACUCUUUUGCACGCCCUCUGUCUGACUUCAUUAAGAAAAUAAGUGAUCAAAACAAGCAGUUCAUUUGAAAUGAUAAACUUUGUGCAAAUAUAUUGAAAAGUGUUGUCAUCUAAAUGUUUUGUUCUUUGAAGUGUACUUUGACCUUCAGGUUUUAAGAGUAGCUAAGAGGCGUCACAUAAAAUGGGAUAGGAAGUAACACACAAGUUAUGGGAGGUAAACAAUCUCCAAGUGAUGACAAUGCAAACUACAUUUCUAUUUCCCUUUUGUGAGCAUUUUUCUUCAGGAGCUUUAUUCUUGGAGCACUUGCAAAGAACAAAUUUUAAAAAUUGUAUGCUGUUGGGAACCAUGUCUUACAAGAACAUAGAAUUUCAAAGCAUUUUUUUUUUCAACAUAGUCGGGGCAGCAGAACAUUCAACCCCAACGAUAUUUAAAAAAUCAUACUACAUCUUAUUAGGAUAGUGUGUUAAUUAGUAGGUACUUGUAAAUAUGUUCGUUUUCAAGAAGGCUAUUUUUGUACUUGUGAUCCAUGUUAUGAACGGCAACAUGGUGGGUGGGUGGCUGGGACUGGGUUGACAAAAGUUGCCUGUCACACAAAUAAGACAAACUUAUUGUCAAAGAAGUAUGCAAAAUUUUGUUGCAAUGGGGAUAACCACUUCUAGCAGCUCAGAUUUUUGGUCCGUCCUCUACAUCAGCCCACAAGCGUUGUUGCAGGUUGCCUGUCUUAGGAAUUUUUACCUUUCACUGAGAUACAUUUGGCUUUAUCUUAACAACCAUUUUAAUGUCAGUGCCUCUGGAAUUAAUAUUAGAGUAACAUUUAUGACGCAUAUGCUUUAUACCGUUUACAUUUCAGUAUGUGCAACUAAUAUUUACCUGAAGUCUGUGUACAGGUCUGCUUUUCUACUCACUGUUUCUUUCCUCUCUGCAAAGUGUGAAUGUGGAAACUUCAAAUGACACAUUCUUUCUAGAAAAUAAGGUUCUGUUCAGUUAAACAAAAGCUAUUUUUUUACUUGUCUGUUAAUUAUAAAGAGUUUUGAUUGCAGCUGCACUUCUUAUAAAAACCAAACCCACUUGGCGAUUCAAAGACGGUAAACUUUUGGCAUAAAUUUAGCAUCCAUGCCUUUAAAAUUCAACGAUGAACUGGUCUCUAGCCUCAUGAUUGGUUCUGCCUGGUCUUCCAUUUUCCUGCUCCCAUCCCCGUCAAAACAUGACUGCCACACUUUGUAUAUAAGAAACUCAGCACAGAAACUUCAAUUCAGUGUGCACAACAAGACAGAAGUUGGAGUUGGUCUUGGUGUACACGUUUGUAGCAGAGAUAAAUGUCUAGGUAUGAAAUAAAGACGAGUGCAAAGAUGAAGAAACUUGGAUUUCUUUUCCUCACGUUUCUACUUGCUAUGUAAAAUUCUGCCUCCUGGCAGAUACAGGUGUUGGCAUAGGCUUGUUUGGUAAUGAAAUGGUGCACAUGAUGCUGAAAAUGACUUUCUGUUCUGUGGAGUCCCUAGAGUAUGGUUCUUGAAUUGACUCUGCAGCUUUAGCAUAUGCCCAAACUCUAAAGUGUCACGUGCGUAUUGAAAUGCAUAUCCCCAAACAGAAGAGUGUCAUGAAUUUUGCAGGCAGUGAAAAGUGGUAUGUUGGCUCUAGCUUCAGGACAUCUGCAGCCCACUUUAACAUGCAGACUCACUGUGAAGACAAAAUGUGUGUUCGCUGCCCCUAGGUCUUGCAGAAUGUAGAAUAGGAAAUGAACAACCUUAGACUUGCUGGAAGUAUUGAGCAAUGCUGUCUAGAUGUAUAUAUUUGUGAAGGUUCUGUUCUGAUGUUCUGCAUAUUUUUGCCUGAACUUUGAUCAUAGAACUGUUGAUAUAUGUCCUCCCCCAUCACAUGUUGCCCAUCAUCUUAAAAUAUGUAAAUGCUGCUCUGUAUGUACAAAGUUCUCAUUUAAUUUUUUUUUAAUGUUAAGGUGGGACUUGACAUUGUUUGCACAUAUUAUACAAGUUAUUAUUUUCCAGAGACUUGUGAUAACAAUGGCAAUGGUAUGCAAAAUGUUAUGUGCUUAAAAGCAACUCUGUAAAGUAACUAUGCCGGAUUCUUUUUUCACCUGUGUUCUUGGCCCACCUGCUGCCAGACAUAAAUAACCAUAAUCAAAGUCAUAGUAUCAUACUUUGGGCCACUGUUAUUUCACUCCUGUUGUCGGUGUGCUUGUUUGUGAAACGGCACAAAGAGGGCAGCAUGCUAUGUCAAUGCUUAACCAAAUUUUAGAGAAACAUAUAUACUGAUAAUCUAGACUGUAGCCAUUUUGCAUAUCAAAAAAUGACUCUAUGGUUGUGAUGUACGAAAUGAUCAUGUAAGCCUUGUCUGUGUUAAGGUGACAGUUUAAAAGCCACAAUCGGAAUCAUGUUUCCUCAUAUUUCGCUGUGUGCUAGUUGAUAGGAUCCACAAGAAAUGUUAAGUUUGUAAACCAUUACCACUUUCAUUGAAGGAGUUGAAUAAAGAACAUGUUCUUUUGAUGCAUUGCCUUCGGCUACACCUUGUUAUUUGUUCCAUGAAAUAAAUUUUGUUACAUAAGCAUAUAUUUAUUAUCUCAAUUGCAUUGUCAUCACUGGUUUUGCCUAUCACUGUAAUGUAUGAUACACUCACUGCAUUUGCUUGACCACAUGUUGCUGUCGUGUAAGAUAUGCAACUAUAUCUUGACCUGGUUAUGUCUGGCCAAAUGUUUAAUCAUGUUGUUUAUAAAGCAUCAGACACAGCAUUGUGUCUGUCUUUUGUAGUAAUGUGAAUGGGGGAAAAAAUGGUAAACAGCCACAACUGUAAAGGAGAAUCCAUUAUAUCACAAACACAAUCAAUCCGCUUGACUAAAACAUUCCUCUGUGCAUUUCAGUAGCCAUUAAUUAUCAAUAUCUUCUUUUUUUUUUUUUUAAAUAAGUUCGGAGGGGGAAGGGGCAGAAUUCUUUGUUAAUAUGUGUAUUUAUGCAGACCAUUAAGGUAACCAUUAUUACACAUUAAAGUAUUUAUGCAGAAAGAA